UGUGCGGAUUGGACGCACGGACUGCGCGUUUGCUGCUAAAAUGCCUGCACUUGCCUUUAGCCUUUAGCGUGUUUUUAUUAACUUUUCCUGUCAGUUUGUGCGUAUUUACGGUGUAACUAUGGAGUACUGGAGACAAUGCACGCUGUGGCUGAUCAGCUGCAAGGUACUGCCGCCGAACCACCGGGUCACCGCGGACACGGCGCAGGUGUUUGACCUGGCUCAGGCGCUCCGGGACGGGGUACUGCUCUGCCAACUCCUCAACAACCUCCGGCCCAACUCCAUCAACCUCAAGGACAUCAACCUGCGCCCGCAAAUGUCUCAGUUCCUGUGCCAGAAGAACAUCCGCACCUUCUUGACCUGCUGCUGUGAAAUCUUUGGGAUGAAGAAAUGUGACCUGUUUGAUGCAUUUGACCUUUUCGAUGUUCGAGACUUUGGAAAGGUUAUGGACACUCUUUCAAAACUGUCCUACACUGCCAUUGCACAACAUAAAGGAUUCAAACCUUUUCCCACUGAGGAAAGCCUAAAAGAUGAGGACAUUUACAACAAUCUGGAGGACAUGAUUGAUGAGAAUGUCCCAGAGGAUGAAGAUGACCUGUACUCAGCGGUCUAUAACCUUGAGGAAGACUACGCAGGAGAAGAAAUCUAUGAAGAUCUCAUGAGGACUGAUCUGCAGCCUCCUCUGGUAGAAGUGGAUGUGCGGAGCUGCUGUCUGUCUGAGAUCAAACAGACUGAAGAAAAGUACACAGAAACACUGGAGUCUAUAGAGAAGUAUUUCCUGAAUCCUCUGAGAAGAUUCUUUACUCCAAAUGAGAUGGACAAAAUUUUCCUGAACAUUCCUGACCUGGUUAGACUACACAAGAGCCUGGUGGUUGAAGUUCAAGAUUCAAUACUCUUCAAAAAUGCCUUAAAUCUCUAUGAGAUUUUCAUCAGCUACAAAGAAAGGCUGCUCAUAUACGGGAUCUACUGCAGUCGAGUGGAGAUCGCGAUUGCUGCGUUGGACCUGAUCUGCAAAGAGAAAGAAGACAUCCGCUUGAAACUGGAGGAAUGUGCCAAAAGGGCCAACAAUGGGAAGUUCACAUUGAGAGAUUUAUUGGUGGUGCCGAUGCAAAGAGUUUUAAAAUACCAUCUUCUUCUGCAGGAGCUUGUCAAACACACUUAUGACGCAUCUGAAAAGAACAACUUGAAAAUGGCUUUGGAUGCCAUGAAAGACCUGGCUCAGUAUGUGAACGAAGUGAAGAGAGACAAUGAGACUUUGAGGGAGAUCGACCAGUACCAGAGAUGUAUCGAGAAUUUGAACCAGCCUCUCAUCACAUAUGGUCGCCCCAAAGGAGACGGGGAGGUACGGCUGGUCUCAAGUGUGGACAAGAGAAGACAGGACAGGCAUAUUUUCUUAUUCGACAUAGCAGUAAUAAUCUGCAAAAGAAGAGGGUACAACUAUGAGAUGAAGGACAUCCUGGAUCUGAACUGCUACAAGGUCACAAACAACCCCUCGUCUGACAGAGAGGGGAAAAAGUGGUGCUACGGGUUCUACGUCACCCAUCAGCAGGGCCACACAGGCUUCGAGCUUUUCUUCAAAACCAAAGAACUGAAGAAGAAGUGGCUGGACCAGUUUGAGAUGGCCAUAUCAAAUAUCCGACCGGAGAAAGCCAACCACAACCAGCACCACUUUAAAAUGCACACUUUUGAAGGGAUCGUGUCCUGCAGCUUCUGUCACCUGCUGCUCAGGGGCAUCUUUAACCAGGGCUAUCUGUGUCUCAAGUGUGGAGUGGGGGUGCACAAGGAGUGUCUGGGACAACUGGGGCUGUGCAGGAGAACAGACUGCGCCAAGACUCGGGCCAAGGAAAUUGCCAGUCCUCUGGAUCCAGGUUUGCCCCGGAUGGUGGUGAUCAGAGACUACACCGGAGUGCCCUUUCCCCAGUCCGGCCCUCCUCUGAGCGUCCACAUCGGAGACGUGAUUGAAGUCAUGUUUGCAGAUCUGCACAGCUCCUGGUGGCAGGGGAAAAUCCUGGCAACAAGCAGGAUUGGCUUCUUUCCCAGUGAUGCUGUAAGGCCCUGCCCCUGUGUUCCAAAACCAUCUGAAUACUCUGGGCAACCGUGGUUUGCAGGGCCAAUGGACAGGUCCCAGGCUGAAGAGGAGCUGCAGGAGAGAGACCACGGAACCUACCUGAUCCGAAACAGGAGCAAAGAGUGCACUGAAUAUGCCAUCAGCAUCAAGUUCACUGAUAAAGUCAAGCACAUCAAGAUCCUGACCAAAGAUAGCUGCUUUUACGUCGCAGAGGCCCGGCUCUUCAGGACUGUACUGGAGCUGGUGGAGUAUUACAGACAGCACUCUCUGAAGGAGGGCUUCAGCAGUCUGGACACCACUCUGCUCGUCGCCUAUAGGGAGCUGUCCAAUGGAAACAUGCCCAGGGCCAUUACCAAGGCUGCCACCGUUCCUCCAGACUUCUGCAGCUUCGUUCCUCCAGCGUCGUCGCCAUUUUGGUCAGUGUUCUGUCCUCGCGUGGUGGGCAUCGCUGUGGCUCGAUACAACUUCUGCUCCAGAGACAUUCGGGAGCUGUCUCUGCUUCAAGGAGACUACAUCAAAAUAUUCACCAAAAUGUCCAACGGCUGGUGGAAGGGAGAGGUGGACGGGCGGGUGGGCUGGUUUCCAUCGACCUACGUAGAAGAGGAGGACUGACAUACAUCCCUUCACUUUCACUUUUAUUUUUAAGAAAACUGAACUGUCCGACUCAACUCAAGUGAACACAUCGAUGUCCUCGGGAAACUUGCGCUGCCCUCUGUCAAAGUUUGGAUGUCCGAUCACAGAGUACCAGCCUGCAUUUUGGUCUCUCUGGCCUGACCUGCACUCCCAGCCUGGCCCCCGCGGCAUUAUGGGAAGUGCACCCUGCCCGCCCCCUCCCUCCCCCCUCUGUCCCGCGCUCACCUUGUCCCUUUAUUGAUGUCUCCAUUGGCUGGUGUGAGCGCUGCCUCUGCUGGACUCAGGUUUCCUCAGCGGGAUGGGAGGAUGCUGCUGCUGACUGGACAAUGCUCUCCUGCCUGCGCCGCGUUACACUACAAAGUUUGUAGCCAUUGAACUGCUCUUAAAGGUGCACUGUGUAACUUUUCAGGCGAAGGGUCCGUCAAAUGCUUUUCUUCAUGGAGAUGUUAUUGCUUUGUCUGGAAUGGUUCAUAGUAUUGUAUUAAAUGUUUCUAUAUUUAUGGAGAGCAAUGACCUAUCCAUAGAAACAAGCAGGUGAUGAGCCCCAAUCAAAAAGUUACACAAUGCACCUUUUUUGACCAAAAGCCUUGAUAAAUUGAAUUUCCCUUUUGCAGUGCACCUUUAAGGAAACGAACCGGGCAAGACAAAUGGUAAACUUUUGCUACAGGACUUUAUUCAUUUCUAAAAACAGAAAAUGCAGACAGAAAUAGAAAUAGUGUUUUCAAAAUACAACAAUUUCAAAUACAUUAAGGGAAAUAUUUUAUACUUGAUAUCAAUUUCAGUAUCACAAUGAUGAUAAAAAAAAAACAUUUUUUUUUUUAUGUCAGUCCAACCUUUUCAGACACCACCUUCUUUGUUCCUACUACUUCCACAUUAGAUAU
Molecule: messenger RNA, 3579 nt
Organism: Boleophthalmus pectinirostris (great blue-spotted mudskipper)
Lineage: Eukaryota; Metazoa; Chordata; Actinopteri; Gobiiformes; Gobiidae
Product: guanine nucleotide exchange factor VAV3-like
Exons: 28
Coding region: 119-2677 (852 amino acids)
Biological process (GO): regulation of GTPase activity; intracellular signal transduction; cell migration
Cellular component (GO): plasma membrane; cytoplasm
Molecular function (GO): protein binding; guanyl-nucleotide exchange factor activity
Source: RefSeq, a predicted model, not a curated record